This is a messenger RNA of Solea solea (common sole), 3276 nucleotides long. Its product is annotated as periostin-like. Gene Ontology annotation, molecular function: cell adhesion molecule binding. Bases 137 to 2707 code for a protein of 856 amino acids. Gene Ontology annotation, cellular component: extracellular matrix. Gene Ontology annotation, biological process: cell adhesion; extracellular matrix organization. Lineage: Eukaryota; Metazoa; Chordata; Actinopteri; Pleuronectiformes; Soleidae. The record is from RefSeq and is a predicted model, not a curated record. The transcript has 23 exons.
GUAUAAAAGCCUCUCUUUUUCAUGUGCACUGCCAUUUGUUCCAGUGUAUUUUUGGGAAAUUUAUAUAUAUAUAUAUAUAGAUAUACAUACGUAUGUGUGAGUGUUUGUGAAGCAAAGAGGAUCAUAACCGUCCAGGAUGCAUCAGCUGCUCACAGUGACCUCAGUGCUGGUGGCACUCUGCUGUCUAGGGAGUGUGGAUUCAUCGGCGUAUGACAAGAUAGUGACCCACAGUCGCAUACGCGCCAGGAAGGAAGGACCCAACGUGUGCGCUGUGCAGCAGGUCCUGGGGACCAAGAAGAAAUACUUCAGCACAUGUAGGAACUGGUACAAAGGCUCCAUCUGUGGCAGGAAGGCCAUGAAUCUGUACGAGUGCUGCCCUGGCUACAUGAUGCUGGAGGGUAUGAGAGGAUGUCCUGCAGUGGCUCCCAUUGACCAUGUAUAUGGCACACUGGGGCUCAUCAAGGCUACAACCACACAGCAGUAUGCUGACAUGUCCAAGCUGAGGGAGGAAAUUGAAGGAAAAGGCUCCUUCACCAUGUUUGCUCCGAGCAAUGAUGCCUGGGAUCAGCUUGAUUCCAGUGUGCGGUCAGCGCUGGUGAGCAAUGUGAAUAUCGAGCUGUACAACGCCCUCCACUUCCACAUGGUGAACAACCGUCUUCUAACCAAAGACAUGAAGGACGGCAUGACUGUGAAAUCCAUGUACAAUGACCUGGGCCUCUACAUAAACCACUACUCAAAUGGGAUUGUAACAGUAAACUGUGCCAGAAUCAUCCACGGUAACCAGGUGGCCACAAACGGCGUGGUGCACAUGAUUGACCGGGUCAUCACUUCUGUGAGCAACACCAUUAAAGAAGUCCUGGAUGUCGACGAUGAGCUCUCCUCCUUCAGUGCUGCGGCGUUGGCUUCUGGUAUGAUGGACAAGCUGGACAAGCCUGGACAGUACACUCUGUUUGCUCCCACUAACAACGCCUUUGACAAAUUGAGCCCCAACUACCUGGAGCGCAUCAUGGGCGACAAGGCUGUUAUUGCAGCCCUGGUGAACUACCACCUGCUGAACAGUGUUCAGUGUUCUGAGGCAAUCCUGUCAGGAUCAGUGUAUGAGACGGCAGAGGGCAGCAACAUAGUGAUCGGCUGUGAUGGUGACAGCGUGACAGUCAACGGCAUCAAGAUGGUGCUGAAGAAGGACAUUGUCACCAGCAAUGGCGUCAUCCACCUCAUUGACCAGGUGCUCGUCCCCGACUCAGCCAAGGAGGUGAUUGAGAUGAUAGGAGAGUCCCAGAGCACUUUCACUGACAUGGUGUCUGAACUGGGCUUAGCCGCCGCCAUGCGCCCAAAGACGGACUACACGAUUCUCGCUCCACACAACAGCGCCUUCACCAACAAGGUGAUGUCGACAGACCAGAACCUGCUGAGGAUCCUGCUGGAAAACCACUUCCUGAAGCUCAAAGUUACACUGAGUGAGCUCUACAAUGGACAGAUGCUGGAAACACUGGCCGGCAAAUUGCUCAGAGUCUUCAUUUACCGCACUGCUGUGUGCAUAGAAAAUGCUUGUAUGCUGCGCGGCAGUAAGGAGGGAAGCAAUGGGGCCCUCCAUGUCAUGAGUUCCCUCAUCAAACCAGCUGAGAAAUCUAUGUACGAGCUCCUGAUCGCUGACGGACGCUUUAAGAUUUUCCUGUCACUGAUGGAGGUCGCAGGUCUGACUGACCUGCUGAAGCAGGAGGGCUCCUACACCAUCUUUGCACCGACUGACGAUGCCUUUGCUGGCCUCAGUCGAGAGGACUUAACUCUGCUCAAAAAAGAUCUAAACGCUCUGAGAACCAUCCUGCUUUACCACUUCAGUAAUGGCGUCUUCAUCAAUGGAGGUUUGGAGGGAGGAGUCACCAACCUGCUCAAAACCCUCCAGGGCAACAACCUGCAAGUUAUGUCUGUGAAUAAUUCCAUCCAUGUUAACUCCGUGGACGUCCCCGACAGUGACCUGAUGGCAACAAACGGUGUGAUCCACGUCGUGAAGAACGUUCUUUAUCCUGCAGACCUUCCCGUGGGCCGUCAGGACCUCCUGGUCCUCCUGAAGAAGCUGAUUAGGUACAUCCAGAUAAGGUUUGUUUCUGGAUAUUCCUACACCGAGAUCCCUCUUACCUUCCUCAAGAGGACCAUCACAACUACGCAUUAUUACGAAACAGUCCCUGACAUGACAAAGGUCAUCAAAGUUUUUGAAGGAGAGCCAACUAUCACCAAAGUGACCAAAGUCAUUGAGGGCGAGCCUGUGAUCACCAAAGUGACCAGAGUCAUUGGGGGCGAGCCUGUGAUCACCAAAGUGACCAGAGUCAUCGAGACAGAACCGACCCUCACUCAGGUGGUUGUCGAGGGGGAGCCGGUGGUCACCAAGGUAACCAGGGUCAUCGAGACUGGGGAGCCUACCAUUACCAAGGUUACAAGAGUUAUUGAAGGUGCCGAGUUUGAUGCUGAAGGACGGAGAAUCACAGGUGGAGCCAGAUUCACCACGGAGAACGAGCCUCAUGUCAUUGAGGGCCCAGACUACUCGAAAAUCACCACUAUCCACAGCAACCCCGGUCUGAUCGACGACGAAACAGAGAGAAUCACCAGACUCAUUAAAGAGGGACGUGCAGCUCCCAGGAAACCACAGAGAGAUCACACUGGAUUCAGGAGAAGAAGAUUGGUCAGGCGCCACCACAAGCCGAGGCAGUGAAUGUGGCAGAGAGUGAGAGAAAACACCACCAAGCUCACCGCAGAGACUGAAUGCAUCUGAAACGCUCCUGGUUGAGCGCUGGAGGGUCGGGGGGAAAAAAAUGUGUGGACCUACAGGGAACAAUCAGAUCAAUUUAGCUUUGUCCAAACCAGCAAUGAUUGUUUACUAUUUCAUCUGGACCAAACUGUAUGUGAUAGACGUCAUGUGUAAUAGCAAGGCAAUGAUACUAGUAUACAAUUCAUGUAAGUAAUGGUGUGUACGUGUGCAUGGGAUAUAUGGAGUAGAUGGUGCGUAAGGUGAGAUGUAUUCUACCGUAAAGAUUUCUUUUUAUAAUGUUUGCUUUAAAAAAUAAUAAUUAUAAUGAUAAUGUCACUUUGUUAACAUGGCUUGGGAAUAUUUUUGUAUGCUUUUUUUGUAAUUGGUGCUCACAUCCUGCAACAUGGAUGCAUUUUAAAAGGAAUCAAAUGACGGAAAAAGUGUCAGACGGUGUUUUGCAAUCAACAGAUGCUGUACCGCAAUUCUGUAAAUGAUCACAUGGUUAUUAAAAAAGUAAACACAAUUCAUUUGUA